Gregarina niphandrodes is the source of this 1410-nucleotide messenger RNA. RefSeq lists its product as hypothetical. Bases 1 to 1410 code for a protein of 469 amino acids. Lineage: Eukaryota; Apicomplexa; Conoidasida; Eugregarinorida; Gregarinidae. The transcript has a single exon. The record is from RefSeq and is a predicted model, not a curated record.
AUGGACACUUUAAUUGAUGUGUUAUUUAACCCCACAAGCUUCACGCAAUUCGGAAGGGAUGACGAAGAAGCAGGGCCUAAUGUAUUACCACUGUCGCUCAGCCAACCCAUUUUUCACGUCGUUUACGAUGACUGCAUUCAAUACUGCGCGAUCUCCUUCUCCAUUGUUAACGUGAAAACGGAUCAUAGCAGCGCAGCCAGCGCUGGUGGUGCACCUCUACUUUUCCCUUCAAGAUACAAUAAGACUACCUCCCAUCUAGCGCCGAUUAGUAAGCUGUGCCUUGUGGCAGAAUGGGAAGAAUCCUGGAUUCGACAUAAUAAUGUGGAUGACGAUAAGUCACCCAAGGACGAACCUGUAUGCGAACUCUUCAUUUACGACGGAUUCGAUUACUAUACAGGGCAUGUCUAUGCUAAGGAUAUUAUCUCAGAUAAGGUUCUAGUUUACAGAUCUAUUAGCUUGGGGGGCUCUAAACAUUGCCAGGUGGGAUUUGGACCAACCUCGAAACCAGGACCAAAAAGUAAAGAUUCCGGCGCGCCGCACACGUGUGCGCUUAAUAUAAAAUACGACGGAGUGAGCGUAUUCACCAAGCCUUUCACCGUAAAUAAAUGUCACGAUCAGCACGAGGAAGGAUUACUGAGUAAAUAUGAGGUCCCAGGCAAGUUUGUGAUGCUGGCGUUCAAACACCAGCUUCUCAGCUGGAAUCUAAACACAAAGUUGUUCGAUGCUAUGAUCCACUUGUCGAAGCUAAUCGAUGAAGUUACCGCUAAAACGGAGCGUCUAGUGGACAAGCAAGACUCGGAAAGAAUGGAUAUCCUGCGAAAAGCUACUGUGUUAAUAAACACAAAAAAGCAAGAGAUCCGACGACUACACGCGAUACUUCAAGAGCACGGCAUUAGCCUAAGUCAUAUGACCGAUACAUUGCGCGACGCCCUAGAUAAUACUAACCAGAAUACCAAACAAAACUCUAAACCCAAAACAGAGCGGAUUCAAGCGUCUGACCCAGUAGUCGAUGACACUGUUGUGCGGAUAGCUAAAAGAGCGACUACUAAAGCAGCCACCACCAAGGCAGCCGCCACCAAGGCAGCCACGACCAAGAGACCGACUACCAAAGCCGUCACGGCCAAGAAGCGAGCGAACUCGAAAACGCCUACCCCACGACCCGGCGCUUCCAAAAGAGAAGAGGCCGAUUCCGCAAAUGCAAAGCCGACUAGGUUUGCGGACAAGCAGGCGUCUGAGUCGGAUCGCGAACUCGAGGGCAGCACGGGGACGGCGGAAGUUUUGGUGCGCAAUUCUCCGGACGAACAAGACGCCCCGAUGGCUACUAGCGUGAUGGACGCUGCCAUGGUAGACGAUGAAGACGUCCCCAACCUCUUUUCCAACUGGGGCGAUGGUGACGACGGCGACGACUGA